GAAACCCCCAAAACGUUGGAAAGGCAUGGAAAAAGUAACAAACCCUAAUAAUCCUGUUGUCUUCUUUGAUGUUUCGAUUGGUAACACUGAUAUUGGAAGGAUAAAAUUUGAAUUGUUUGCGGAUGUUGUUCCAAAAACGGCAGAGAAUUUCAGACAAUUUUGCACAGGAGAGUAUAGGAAGGAUGGAGUACCAAUGGGAUACAAAGCCUGUACAUUUCACAGGGUGAUUAAAGAUUUCAUGGUACAAGGUGGAGACUUUAUAAAGGGAGAUGGUACAGGUGUCUGCAGUAUUUACGGAGGAGGACCUUUUGCCGAUGAAAAUUUUAAACUUAAACACACUGGGCCCGGAAUGCUUUCUAUGGCAAACAGUGGCAGAGAUACAAAUGGCUGUCAAUUCUUCAUCACGUGUGCAGCAUGUGAUUUCCUGGACAACAAGCAUGUUGUAUUUGGAAAAGUGAUUGAUGGACUUCUGGUUUUAAGAAAAAUUGAGAAUGUACCCACAGGGCCAAACAACAAGCCAAAGAUUGCUGUGGUCAUUACACAGUGUGGGGAAAUGUAAAGCUAAUACAAAUAGUACUUUGAAAAUGACUCAGAAGCUACUUGACAGGACAAAUCCAGGAGAUGGACAUGAAUGAUUUAGAGAGCUGUGUAUAAUCUGACCUGGUUAAAAGACACACAAAGGAGCAUCACAAUCUCACUUCAGCAGUGAGCUUGAAGUGAUAUAAAACGUUCAUGUAUCAACAAAAUACAGUGUAUUUGUUGUGCAGAAUGCCUAAGAGUGCAAACAAGGAAAAAGAUUAGCCUAUUUAGUUCCUAUAUAGUACCACAAUGUGUUCACUAUUGUUGUUACCAAGCAAGAAACUUUUACUUAGUUUUA
Saccostrea echinata is the source of this 877-nucleotide messenger RNA. Its product is annotated as peptidyl-prolyl cis-trans isomerase H-like. Lineage: Eukaryota; Metazoa; Mollusca; Bivalvia; Ostreida; Ostreidae. Gene Ontology annotation, molecular function: peptidyl-prolyl cis-trans isomerase activity. The transcript is spliced from 7 exons. Bases 26 to 559 code for a protein of 177 amino acids. Gene Ontology annotation, cellular component: intracellular membrane-bounded organelle. Gene Ontology annotation, biological process: protein folding; protein peptidyl-prolyl isomerization. The record is from RefSeq and is a predicted model, not a curated record.